This is a messenger RNA of Fusarium poae, 1191 nucleotides long. RefSeq names its product erg10, acetyl-CoA C-acetyltransferase (gene ERG10). Gene Ontology annotation, molecular function: acetyl-CoA C-acetyltransferase activity. The record is from RefSeq and is a predicted model, not a curated record. NCBI's taxonomy places the organism in Eukaryota, Fungi, Ascomycota, Sordariomycetes, Hypocreales, Nectriaceae. The coding region runs from base 1 to 1191 and encodes 396 amino acids. The transcript has 4 exons. Gene Ontology annotation, biological process: ergosterol biosynthetic process; fatty acid beta-oxidation.
AUGGCCAACCUUCCCCCCGUCUACAUCGUCUCUACCGCCCGUACGCCCAUCGGCUCUUUCCUUGGCUCUUUGUCAAGCCAGACCGCUGUUCAAUUGGGCUCAGUCGCCAUCAAGGGAGCCGUUGAGCGUGCUGGUAUUAAACCUGAGGAUGUCGACGAGGUCUUCUUUGGCAAUGUUCUCUCUGCUGGUGUCGGCCAGGGUCCUGCCCGCCAGUGCGCCCUUGGCGCUGGUCUCCCUCAAACCGUCAUCGCCACGACCGUGAACAAGGUCUGCGCUUCUUCGCUCAAGGCCAUUAUCCUUGGUGCCCAGAACAUCAUGCUCGGCACCUCCGAUAUCGUCGUUGCUGGUGGAACCGAGUCCAUGUCCAACACUCCUCACUACCUCCCCAACCUCCGAAACGGCGCCAAGUACGGUGACCAGACCCUCGUCGACGGUGUCCUCAAGGAUGGUCUGACCGACUCCUUCAAGAAGGACCACAUGGGUAUCUCUGCUGAGCUCUGUGUCGAUGACCACGAGCUCACCCGCGAGGCUCAGGACGAGUACGCCAUCAACUCUUACAAGAAGGCUCAGGCUGCCACUGAGGCCGGUCUCUUCACUGAGAUUGUCCCUGUCGAGGUCCCCGGUGGCCGUGGCAAGCCCGCCAUCAAGGUCGAGCGUGAUGAUGAGGUCAAGAACCUGAACGUUGACAAGCUCAAGGCCAUGCGCCCUGCUUUCAAGCCUGACGGUACCGUCACUGCUCCCAACGCUGCCCCCAUCAACGAUGGUGCCGCCGCUGUUGUCCUCGUUUCUGAGGCCAAGCUCAAGGAGCUCAACCUCAAGCCCGUUGCCAAGAUCCUUGGUUGGGGUGAUGCUGAGCGUGAGCCUGAGCGUUUCACUAUUGCUCCUGCUUUGGCCAUUCCCAAGGCCAUCAAGCACGCCGGUUUGACCGCUGAGCAGGUCGAGUACUACGAGAUCAACGAGGCCUUCUCUGCCGUUGCCCUCGCCAACAUGAAGAUCCUCGGUCUUAAGCCUGAGCAGGUUAACGUCUUUGGUGGUUCCGUUGCCAUUGGCCACCCUCUUGGCUGCUCUGGUGCUCGUAUUGUCACCACCCUUACCUCCGUGCUCAAGGAGAAGAAGGCCAAGAUUGGUGCCGUUGGUAUUUGCAACGGUGGCGGCGGUGCUUCCGCUUUGGUCAUUGAGAACCUGCAAUAA